AUGGUGGUACAUAGAGAUAGGAUCAGUGCGUUACCGGAUGAGAUUCUCUGUCAUAUACUCUCUCUCCUCAUCCCGUUAUAUUCUGUCCGGACCACCGUCUUGUCUAAGAGGUGGAACAACUUGUGGACUAGUUGUAUUACCAACCUUGAUUUCGACAUGUAUGAUUUCCGUUCAUCACGGGAUAACUAUCGCAUUUUCGUCACGUUCGUUGAUCGGGUGUUGGCCUUACGCGACUCAUCGUUAGACAUCAGAAGAUUUCGUGUUGAUUGGGUCGAUUAUGAAGAUUUCUCUAUUACUGAUCGUUGGAUACGUGCCGCCAUCAAGGCUAAUGUAGUUGAGCUUGUUGUUUCUUUAAGUGUGGAUUGUUGUGGUGAACCUGACUUGGUGCGUCCUUUCGAAAUGCCUCGAAGUGUUUUUACCUGCAAAUCACUGGUGGCUUUGAAGGUGAAGUCAGAUUAUCUUACCUAUUCUCUUCCUACAACAGGUUGUUGUUUCCCAAAUCUCAAGUUCCUUCAUUUUUCUUCUAGGCAUAAUUCUGAUUCGGCCUUUGAGGAAAAUCUUUUCCGUAGCUGCCCUGUACUUGAAGAGUUGACUAUAGAAGGACAUCAUAAGAAAGAUGUUUUGAAUUUCAACAUAUCUGCACCUGAAUUGCGGACACUAACGACCAUCAUCUCAGAAGAAAGUGAUGAAGAAUUUGAUGAAUCGGAUGAAGAUUCUGGCGGAGAAGGUUCUGGAGAAUAUAGGGUAGAACCCUGCAAUUUCUUUAUCGAUGCCCCAAAACUAGAAAACCUUUGUGUUGCGGGAGAGGUUAUGUCAACGUAUAUUUUGGAGAACUCAACCUCCUUAGUUCAAGCCAAAGUUCAACUCCAAGAGUUCCAUGAAGCUUGUGCUGACCGUGUUGCUGAGUUCUUGGAUAGAAUUUCAAGCGUCAGAUAUAUGGUCCUUUCAGCUCCUGAUUUUAAGCCUUGUUUGCCGCAUGUUUUUAGUAAUUUGAUCAAGCUAGAGCUGGUUUUUUACAAUCAGUCUUGCUGGAAAUGGCUUGCCGACGUGCUUAACAUAUCGCCUAAUCUAGAAUAUCUUGUCUUAGACUUUGCAAAAAUAAAAUCAGGAGGACGAGAUUCAUUGCCUGAUUUGGAAUCUUUUGGCGAUGACUUUGCAAGCAUCAACAUGAGAGAAGGAUGGGAUUCCUUCCAUCCACCUGAGUUUUUUCCUAGGUGUUUGUCUUCACAGCUCAAGACUAUCUCCAUAAAGGGAUUCAAAGGAACACCGAAUGAGAUUGGCGUGGCAGUGUAUCUGUUAAUCUAUGGUGAAGUUCUAAAUAAGGUGAUUGUUUCUUGUGAAAGUUGUUCCAGCAUUCGCGGUGCAAAGGAGAAGAUUUUAUCCUUUGUAAAGGGUUCAAAGACAUGUCAAGUUAGUUUUAUCUGA
This is a messenger RNA of Rosa chinensis, 1425 nucleotides long. RefSeq names its product F-box/FBD/LRR-repeat protein At5g56420. NCBI's taxonomy places the organism in Eukaryota, Viridiplantae, Streptophyta, Magnoliopsida, Rosales, Rosaceae. The transcript has 2 exons. Bases 1 to 1425 code for a protein of 474 amino acids. The record is from RefSeq and is a predicted model, not a curated record. Gene Ontology annotation, molecular function: protein binding.